AUUAUAAUUGUAGAAAAACCUUAAUUACUUUCGAUAUCGAUGGAGUCAAGAAAAAAAUUAAUUUUGGAGUAAUACAAAAUCAAAAAAUCAAAAAGAAUGAGUAUUUUAAAAAAGUUUCUUGCUUCGAAUUUAACAAGAUACGAAGAGCAACAGAAACGACGUUACAAGAAAUACCUCAAAAUACAAAAAUCGAACGCAAAAGAAACACCAAAAACCGAGGCUGAGUUGUACGAAGAUUACAUCGAACGCCAAAAAUCAUUGAGAUUGAGCAAACAAAAAGCACCUCUCCCAAGAGAAGAAAUCAUUUUUAAAGAACCCAAUUCAGGCUUAAAUUUAGGCCCAGCUCCAGCUCUUUUAGAAGCCACAAACAACUUCGUCGUUGUUGAUUCGAUUUUACCCGAAGAUGAAUCAAAAAAGGCUUCAAUUGAAUGUAACAUUUACGAGGAAAUUACCCACCCCCCAAUUCCAGUUCGAAGGAAACCCAGGAAAUCGUUUGAAACCUCACAAUCUUAUUACGAAGAAGAAAAACCACCUCAAGAAGCGAUUGAGAAGCAUCAAUCGAUUGAAAUUGGAAGAGUAUCAAUGUCCACUGAUUCAGACUUGUACUACGAUUGCAUCAGCAACCAAACCGAUUUUAACGAAGAAUUCCAAUUUAACGACAUAAAAUGGGAGUACCCCGAAGAAACGAAACCAAAAGGUGUUAAUUUAAUGACUUUGAAUGAAGAGAUUAAUAAUGCUUGGAGGGGAAGUUCGAAUCAAAACGGUUAUACAGUAGAAAACAUGCAAAUUCAAAACGAAAUUUGGAGUCCUCAAGAAUUAACAAUAAAGGAAUCUAAUUUUGAACCAAAUCAAGAUAUUAAAUUUGAAAAUUACGAUUAUGACGAUGAUGUCUUUAUGUCGUCCGAUAACGAAACGACAACGGAAUUAAUCCAAUCGUUUAACGAUUUCGCUGUAAUCGGUACAAAAGAAGUUGAAAGUGAACCAAAAUUAUUAGUUUCUAAAGAAAAAAUUAAACUCAAUCAAUUAACGAAUUAUUUCGAUCCGGACGAAAACGAAGGAACAAUACUCGAUAAUGAAAAAAAAUCUUUUUCUUCAACAUCUUCGCCCAGCUCAACGUCUUCAUCGUCAUCUGAAGGUGAUGUUUUUGAAAAGAAACCUGAUCGAAAAGUUAAUUUUGAUUUUGCAAACUCUUUUUGUACAACGUACGAACGUCCAAGACAACUUUCUUCUUACUCGGAUGAUUCGGCGGAAGACGAAAACCAAGUUUUACAGCCCCUUUAUUUUAACGACGAGUAUUAUAACCAAAAAGACCACGUUUAUAAAAAUUUUGGUAUCGAAAAUAAAACAAUUUUAUCCCCGAUUUAUGAAAACAUCAACGAAAACAAUCAAUCGAUGGAUUUAGUUUUAUUAAGUUGCCAAAACGGUUAUCACCACGAAAGUGAAAUUAAUGAAACAGAAGAUGAUGAAGAACUAGAUCAAUUUAGUGAGGAAGAUUCGUUGGAGUUUGAUAUAAAUCGUGAUAAAAGAUUCCAAGAGUAUUACGAUAACAUCGGUGAUUUUAAUGGAAAAACGGAUAAGAAUACAAAAGAAGAUUUAUUUUCAAUUCCAAAAAUCGAAAAUGAACUGGAUAGAAUUAAACAAACGGGCGAUGAUGUAAACGUACAAAUCGAUAAAAUUCAUUUAGUUCUAAACAAAAUCAGCGAGCAAAUCGAUUAUUUAGAAUCAAAAGACGACGAACAAUACACACCUUUAUUAAAAUUAUUGUUGCUUUGUAUGAAAAUAUUGGGAAAUUUAAAUUGUAACUUCGACGAGGAGACUUUAAAAUCGCAAAAAAUCAACAUGGAGUAUAUCAGGAAAUGUAUAACAACUCUAAAAGAAAAACAACAACCUAAAAAUACGCUGGAUGAUUACAUCUGAUAUUUUUUAAUUCGCUUUUUAUAAAAUGUACAAAAAAUAUAUUUAAUUAAACUUUUUAA
This is a messenger RNA of Onthophagus taurus, 1976 nucleotides long. Its product is annotated as interaptin-like. NCBI's taxonomy places the organism in Eukaryota, Metazoa, Arthropoda, Insecta, Coleoptera, Scarabaeidae. The record is from RefSeq and is a predicted model, not a curated record.